UCUAUUUGGGGCUUUGGUCAAGGCUGUCUCGCAUCAGACCACCACUGGUUCCCCAUUAACUCCCGGCAAUCUGUUUGUCGAGACUUCCGCAGUGGUCACGCCUCAUAUCACCGUCUCCAAAUCACCCCAGGAGCAAAUCUAUGGGCUCGGCCUCGUCCUCACCACCCUUCCUGGGACUCUUGGCGCCAUCGGUACCAACGGGGGAGAUCUUGGCAGCAAUACCCCUGUUGCGGCACGAUUUGCAAACGGCAAUCGAGUUUGGUAUCACAAUGGCAGCAUGGCUGGAGGUUUCUCAUCCGUGCACGUGUUACCCGAUGAAGAAAUUGCCAUCGUGGUUCUGAGCAACACACUGGCUCUAACGGACGUCGCAGACUUUGUUGGGCAGAUGCUCAUUGAAGCUGUCUCGGGCGAACCUAAUCCCAACGACUAUGUCUCGCCUGCAAAGCAGGCAGCCGAGACACACCUCAAAAGGUACCCGGAAAUGCGUGCUUUGAUGGCCAAGGAUCAGAAGCAAGGCACUCCAUGCAGGCCUCUUGAACAGUAUGUCGGUCGGUAGUAGAACCGUAUCGGAACGCUGUUCAUUGAUAUCUCUACCAACAGUUCCAGCUUGUCCAUGAAUUUUCAAGGCAUAAAGCCAGUCACCCUGGACCUAGCACACUACGAGGACGAUGUCUUUGCCCGCCCCAAUGUUGAGCGGGAGGAUGACCUGAAGGCCUGCAUGUUCCCAAGUUAGAAGCCGGCUAAGCAGAAAAUUACAUUUCUAGCUAAUGAGGCUGGCGGCAUUGAUCGUCUGACCUGGCAGCAUGACUCCUACCUGAGCGAGGGAGAAGUGUUCUUAAAGGAUGUGGCCGAGUCUGCUGGGGAUGGUGCCAUCCAAAAGCCACCGCUCUGAUGGUAGAAGAUACAAAGAUACAAGUAGGACGUGCUUAGGGAGCACGAAAUAACGUAUUGCUUUACAGGGAUGAAUUUGAA
Ilyonectria robusta is the source of this 972-nucleotide messenger RNA. RefSeq lists its product as uncharacterized. The coding region runs from base 278 to 556 and encodes 92 amino acids. NCBI's taxonomy places the organism in Eukaryota, Fungi, Ascomycota, Sordariomycetes, Hypocreales, Nectriaceae. The record is from RefSeq and is a predicted model, not a curated record. The transcript has a single exon.